Messenger RNA from Xyrauchen texanus (razorback sucker), 2466 nucleotides. Its product is annotated as ice-structuring glycoprotein-like. The coding region runs from base 171 to 2165 and encodes 664 amino acids. Gene Ontology annotation, biological process: proton motive force-driven ATP synthesis. Gene Ontology annotation, molecular function: proton transmembrane transporter activity. The transcript has 7 exons. NCBI's taxonomy places the organism in Eukaryota, Metazoa, Chordata, Actinopteri, Cypriniformes, Catostomidae. The record is from RefSeq and is a predicted model, not a curated record.
GGCGUGUUCGUUACGCAAGGACUUUACUUCAAGCAGUGCAUGCAUGCUACAAACGUGUUCUUUAUUCGUUUUUGGACCUUUCUUAAGUUCACUUGCUGUCGUUUGUAAGAAGUCUUUGAUUUGCAUUGAUUCGAACAUCUCUAAACAAAGUCAGGGAUUCAGCAGUAAAGAUGGCAGCCUCUCUGCUCAGGGUUGGACGACUUGGAUCUCUCAGGUGUCUGCAGUUGGAGAGUUCUUUAAGAGCUCCAGUUGUCGCUCUUAGUUCAAAGUCUGGGGAUAGCAAGAAGUCCAAAAUGUCCAACAAAGACAAAGGGGCUCCAAAAACCUACUUCAAUAUAGAAAAACUUGUCCAACACAAAGCGUAUGUGGAAUUCCCUAAGAAGGAGGUUGCAGCCCCAGCUGCUGCUGCUACCUUUACAAAAGCUGCACCAGCUGCUAACCCUGUAUCUGAACCAGUUGCCUCUGAGCCAGUUGUGACUACCAUGGCUGUGCCUGCUGCAACAGAAGCACCAGCCACUACUGCUUCAGCUGUUGUCCCUGCAGCUGAAGUCACAACCCCUGCAGCUGAAGCCUCUGAAGUCACUACCCUUAAUGCUGAGGCAGCUGCUCCUGCUGCUGAAGCUGCUGCCCCUGCAGUUGAAGCUACUGAAGUCACUACCCUUACUGCUGAGGCAGAUGCUCCUGCUGCUGAAACUGCUGCCCCUGCAGCUGAAGCUACUGAAGUCACUACCCUUACUGCUGAGGCAGCUGCUCCUGCUGCUGCUGCCCCUGCAGCUGAAGUCACAACCCCUGCAACUGAAGCUGCUGAAGUCACUACCCUUGCUGCUGAGGCAGCUACUCCUGCUGAAGCUGCUGCCCCUGCAGCUGAAGUCACAACCCCUGCAACUGAAGCUGCUGAAGUCACUACCCUUGCUGCUGAGGCAGCUACUCCUGCUGAAGCUGCUGCCCCUGCAGCUGAAGUCACAACCCCUGCAACUGAAGCUGCUGAGGUCACAACCCCUGCAACUGAAGCUGCUGAAGUCACUACCCUUGCUGCUGAGGCAGCUACUCCUGCUGAAGCUGCUGCCCCUGCAGCUGAAGUCACAACCCCUGCAACUGAAGCUGCUGAAGUCACAACCCCUGCAACUGAAGCUGCUGAAGUCACUACCCUUGCUGCUGAGGCAGCUACUCCUGCUGAAGCUGCUGCCUCUGCAGCUGAAGCCACAGCCCCUGCAGCUAAAGCCGUUGAAGUCACUAUCCCUGCAGCUGAGGCAGCUGCUUCUGAAGCUGUUACCCCUGCAGCUGAGGCAGAUGCUCCUGCAGCUGAAGCUGCUGCUCCUGCAGUUGAAAACUCUGUUACUGCAAGUGAACCUGUUGCACCUGUUGUUGAAAAUGCUGCCCCUGCAGCUGAAGAGACUUCAGCUGAAGCACCUGCAGUUGAAGCUGCUGCCCCUGCACUCGAAAGCGUUACACCUGCAGUCGAAAGCACUGAAGCCACUGCCACUUCUUGUUCACCUGAAGCUGGUGCCACCAAGCCUAGUUAUGUUGCUGAAGCUCCUGUUUUUGAUGAACCAGCCUCUGUAGCUACAGCUGCACCUUCAGAGACUGUUGCCGAAACCGCAUCUCCUGCUUCUGAGUCCGUUACCACAGUCGCAGAACCUAUUGUUGAACUUGCCACUCCUGUGGCUGAAGCUGCCACUCCUGAAGCUCCUGCAGCUAAAGCCAAUGCUGAUGUUGCACCAGCUUCUGAAGCCACACCUACAGAAGAUACACCUGCCAAAGAAGCACUUGAUGAAGCUGCCUCCGUUGUAGAGGCUGUCACUGAAGUUGUUGCAGAAGCUGUGGCUGAAGCUACCCCCAUUGAGCCUGUUGUAGAGCCUUUUGCAGAAGCAUCUCCUGUUGAAGAUUCUGCCCCUGUGAUAACAGAUGCUACUGACCAAGCUGCAGUUGUGGAGACGCCUGAGGCUGGAUUAGACCCCAUUCAGAAACUUUUCCUUGAUGCAAUUCGCUCAUACUCCACCCAGAGCAAUACUGUUGGCAGUCUAGUUGAUGCAGGCCCAGAGUACCAGAAGGCUCUUGCUGAGGAAAUAACUAAAUUGCAGCGGCUGUAUGGUGGUGGAGACCUGACCUCCUUUCCAGAGUUUAAAUUCCCUGAACCUAAAUUUGAUGACAUGUCCUCCAAGUAAACAGCCUUUAUUUCUGUUUUCCUCUCCUGUGCCUCAGUGAAUUUUGUGAAAGAGGUCUGUUAAAUUACUUGUCUUUCAUCUGUAAAAGUGAAAGUUUUAUGAGAAUAUUUUGUGACUCUGAAUAGCUAUUUUCAAUAAAUCUUAUAUAUCUUGAAAGAAAGCUAUUUCAUGUAUAGUAUGUACAUGUGGAAGAGAGUAUAGCUUAGCUGUAAAAAAAAAAUAAAAAUUUCAUGUGCUGUAAUACUUGUCAGUGAGUUUAUGUGAAAUAUUUUUGGAAAUAAUGCUGAAUAAACUGAGCCAC